Molecule: messenger RNA, 1134 nt
Organism: Rhagoletis zephyria (snowberry fruit fly)
Lineage: Eukaryota; Metazoa; Arthropoda; Insecta; Diptera; Tephritidae
Source: RefSeq, a predicted model, not a curated record
AUGAUCCUUAACUCGGGCAUUUUGAACGGAAAAAGUCCACUGGAGAAAAUAAAAGGCGAAGUAGAGGUUGAAGAUUUCUCAUUUGCGGAGAACAUCUACCUUAGUUCGGUGGACUUUAAUCUGCAGAUUAAGGCGGCGAUUGAAACACAGAAACCAGAUUUAAUCAUCCUCGACCACUUUUACGUUCCACCGGCGAUUCAAGAGGCAAACAUUCCCUGGCUUCUGCAGUUCAGUAGCAAUCCGCUGGCAAUACUAAACUCAACCGAUCUUCCGCCCUGUACCUCUGGCUAUCCGACCACCAAAGAAGGACCCGAAGAUGAAAAGCUUUGGGCAGAGUUUAGGCGCUACCAGGAUCUCAGUAGAGACGCCUUUAUCAAAUACCAACGGAAGCUGUAUGACCAUUUUGGAUAUCAAGUAAAUGAGGCGGAGGAUAUGCCGCUUCCAGGAGGGUUUUUCCCUCAGUGCAAGUACGGCUACAUUUACGGUUAUCCGGCUGAACUCGACUACGACGACCUAAUGGACAUUUCCGAGCACUUUAUCCGCAUGGACACUUUUUGUCGAGACGAGGAUUCUUUGUCUACGACCUUUAAGUUGCCUGAAGGUUUUGCCAAUGAAAGUAACAAGCUGAUCUAUUUCAGCCUAGGAAGUAUGGGCAGUGCUGACGUGGAGCUGGUGAAGCGAGUCACCUCAAUCCUCUCUUCGAAAACGCCCUACAAGACGAUCGUCUCUAAGGGACCACUGGCUGAUGAGUAUGAAUUGCCAGAAAAUUGCUGGGGUGAAGAGUAUCUUCCUCAGACUCAAAUUCUACCUCUCGUUGAUCUGGUGAUCACUCACGGUGGAAACAAUACCGUCACAGAGACCUUCAGUUUUGGCAAACCAAUGAUUAUCAUGCCUCUCUUUGGGGACCAAUACGACAACGCUCAACGACUGACAGAAAAAGGUUUUGGACGUCGCCUGGAAACGUACAAGUUCAAGGAUCAGGAGUUGGUGGACGCAGUGGAGGCACUGAUCAAUGACCGACAGCUCAAGGAAAAGUUAGAAGCAGCUGCCAAACGGAUUGCCACUGCCGGCAGCAAAGAGAAGGCCUGCAUAAAAAUUGAAGCUGUUGUAGAACAAUUUAGAACAUCGGUAUAG